AUGGUUUCUCUGUCCAAUUCAUUGCUGUUUCCUCUGACUACAUCCAGUGGCUUUUCUCGGUCGGUUAGAUUUGCAAGGACAACCAAUUGGUGUAGUAUUAGUGACAAACAAAAGGGAGAGCCCAGAAACGUUUUAUGUGCUUGUAUGGCGCCUCCCCCGAACUUGAGGAGCGAUGAAUCUUUUGCAGCAAAAUUUGAGGAUUCAUUUAAAUCAGAGAAUUUAAGCACAGUUCGGGAGCCUGAGGAUGAUUCUGAUGUUCUAAUCGAGUGUAGAGAUGUCUACAAAUCAUUUGGCGAGAAGCAUAUAUUGAGAGGUGUGAGCUUCAAGAUUAGACAUGGCGAAGCUGUUGGAAUAAUUGGGCCUUCUGGCACGGGGAAAUCUACAGUUCUAAAGAUUAUUGCUGGGCUUCUUGCUCCUGACAAGGGAGAGGUAUACAUUCGAGGUCGAAAGAGAGAUGGUUUGAUAAGCGAUGAGGAGAUAUCUGGUCUUCGGAUAGGAUUGGUGUUCCAGAGUGCUGCACUUUUUGAUUCUUUGAAUGUUCGUGAAAAUGUUGGUUUCCUUCUGUAUGAAAAUUCAAGCAUGCCUGAUGAUCAAAUUUCAAAGCUUGUGACUGAUAGCUUGGCUGCUGUAGGGUUAAAGGGUGUUGAGGAUCGAUUACCUUCGGAGCUGUCUGGUGGAAUGAAGAAACGAGUUGCUCUGGCUCGGUCUAUAAUUUGUGAUACUACAAAGGAAGCCAUAGAGCCAGAGGUGCUCUUAUAUGAUGAGCCAACCGCUGGACUUGAUCCUAUUGCAUCUACUGUGGUAGAAGACCUCAUCCGCUCUGUCCAUACAAAAGAUCAGGCAGUGAUUGAGAAGCCUGGGCAGAUUGCAUCUUAUGUUGUUGUUACUCACCAACAUAGUACCAUUAGACGGGCUGUUGACAGGUUAUUGUUUCUCUACGAGGGCAAGAUAGUGUGGCAAGGAAUGACUCAUGAAUUCACAACCUCCACAAAUCCAAUCGUUCAACAGAAUCAGAUAGUUGGGAUAUGUUUUAAGCUUUAUGAUGAUCCGGAGUCCCAACAACACACGGUCCCUGAGGACUGCUGCAUACCAGUGGAGAAUGCUGGGAAAAUGGGGGAUUGGAGCUCAAAUAAAACAAAUUUCUCAGUCGCUAACAGAAACCAUGGCCGUGCAUCUGAUUCAAGAGAGCCAGCAUCUAAAUUAGGCAUAUGGCGAUUGGCAGGAUAA
Molecule: messenger RNA, 1227 nt
Organism: Prunus armeniaca (apricot)
Lineage: Eukaryota; Viridiplantae; Streptophyta; Magnoliopsida; Rosales; Rosaceae
Source: the annotation of a GenBank genome assembly